AUGGAGCCCGACUGGAAGCCGCUCGAGUCCAGCCCCGACACCUUCACGCCCUUCGCCCGCACCCUCGGCAUGGCCCCCGCCCUCGCCUUCCAUGAUCUCUGCGCCCUCGAGCCCUGGGCCCUUGACAUGCUCCCCGCGCCCCCGCUCGCUGUGGUCCUGCUCUUCCCCUACACACAGGCCCACCUCCAGUUCGUGGAAGAGCAGGCCGUCACCCUGCCGCCUGCUCCACCAGGACUGUUUUACAUGAGACAGAACGUGAAGAACGCCUGCGGGACCAUCGCCAUCCUGCACGCGCUGUUCAACCUGGCCAGCAGUGGGGCCGAGGUCUUUGAACCCGGCAGCGUUCUGGCCACCCGCUUUGAAAAGUGGAAGGGACUGACCCCUGAGGAGAUCGGUUCGCAAUUCCGGGCGGACGAAGAACUCGAAAAACUGCACCGGGAAGCCGUCUGCGGAGGGAAGACCGAUGCGGAGGCGCCUGUGGACUCGCACUUCAUCGCGUUGGUUGAGGCAGGAGGGCAGCUAGUCGAGCUGGACGGGCGUAAGCAGCAGGCAGUGGCACACGGGCCGACAAGCACUGCCAAUUUCGGAGUGGACUGCCUGCGGGUGAUCCAAGAGUUCAUGGACCGGGAGAAGGGCUCCGUGCUGUUCGCGGUGCAGGCGCUGGUGCGGACUGGAUGA
Messenger RNA from Hippocampus zosterae (dwarf seahorse), 678 nucleotides. RefSeq names its product ubiquitin carboxyl-terminal hydrolase-like. NCBI's taxonomy places the organism in Eukaryota, Metazoa, Chordata, Actinopteri, Syngnathiformes, Syngnathidae. Gene Ontology annotation, cellular component: cytoplasm. The coding region runs from base 1 to 678 and encodes 225 amino acids. Gene Ontology annotation, molecular function: cysteine-type deubiquitinase activity. The transcript has a single exon. Gene Ontology annotation, biological process: ubiquitin-dependent protein catabolic process; protein deubiquitination. The record is from RefSeq and is a predicted model, not a curated record.